CGCAUGCGCUAAUACUAGGAAGAAAACAAACAACAACAUUUCACGGAAAAUGUGUGGACCACUAGAAAACUAAUUAAAUAGUGAGCUAUUACGCGAUGUCAACAUGUGGAUGUACUGUUUAAUUGCGUUUUUCGGAUUUCUGAAUCUGACCAGGUCUCAGAGCUCAUUAGACUGUUCUCCAAAUGAUCAAGUGCCAUGCAAGAAGUAUAGUUACAGAGGAAUAAAUUGCAGCGAACAGUUUCUAAGAGACACGUUUGCUUCCAUGCCCUACGUUACAAGCACCCUAGACCAUCCAGGCAAGCCGGAGAACCUCAAUGUGUCAGCCAGAUACAAGAAAUACACAAAUGGACAAUAUUAUGUGGAAGUUAACCUUACCUGGACUCCUCCUGCUAAUGGUGGUGUACAGUUUCUUAGGGGCUUUGAGGUCACGCGAUACGCCCCUUAUGCUUCUCCUGCUGCCGCUACGUCAUGCUACAUUCUUGAUUUGUCAAAUGUUAGCUGGAACAUGAACAUUAUACAGACAGUAUUUGAGCUGAAUUUGUACCCUCUUCCUACAUCAUAUAUGUACUUCGAGGUGUACUCACUACCAAAGUACGAACAUCGUGGAGGAGCGCUAGAUCAGUUUUUGAAGGUUACAGUGGACAUGCCAGCUCAUACUUAUCCAACAAAUGCACUGGAUUGGAGGGCAGAAAUAUAUUUUGAUACCAGUCAGAAAGAUGGUGUGAUUGAAGUUCGUAUUAAUAAACCACCAGCAGAAUUCAAGUUCGAAUCAUUUGAGUAUAGUCUUUGGUAUUCAGAUGGCAGACUUGUGGAACGCAAGGAGGCUGUUAAACAGUACAAUUGCACUUUCACGAAUGUAACAACGGGAGAAUACGAAAUUGCUGUGAAGCCCCACGAUCCAUAUUUCACAACCCAGAAUACUACGCUGUGUCUAUGCUCCAGGACAGAAUCAGUGGCCGAAUGCGUACCUUGCACAACAACGAAAACAAAGUCCUUCAACUUUACUUACACUGGUUCGCCUUGCUCAAAUGAUCUCGUCUUGCAUCCCUCGUAUUGCUACCCUACCACUUUGCGACCAUCCCUCCCCACCACUUCACAGACAAGCACUGCAUUAACCUCGCUUCAUGUCCAGACCACCUUAGACUUGAUUACAUCAACCUCAUUAGUGUCUGAUGAUAAACUAAAAAUCGGCAUGUCAAUAUUUGGCGGACUGCUUGGCCUAGGUAUUGCCGCAGCUUUGGUGUUCGUUAUGCUGAGGCGGUGCAAGAAAAAGGAGGAAGAAAAGGCUGAGAAAGAGAAAACAGAGCUCAACGGAGUGCAUACCCCACCCACUGCCAAGGCCAAUGGUGGGUUUGAUGAUGUCGUAGUAGAUGAUGGAGUGUCUGUUCUGACUUUUUCAAACCUGAACAACAACAACAAAGUUGGACUGCUCCAGUUUAAAAAGAAGCCAAAGUUGUUCCUGCUGUACGAAGACGAGAAUGAGCACCAUCGUCGUGUGGUGACCACUUUCGGUACAUACCUGGUGACGUACUGCCAGUGCGAUGUUAUGAUGGCAGAGUUCACGCUUGAUGCCCCGUGGGUACACCAGGAUCUGGAGCGGGCUGACUACACUAUUGUCGUCAACUCGGAGGGUGCCUUUAGGGCCAACAUGUCGCCUAGUUCCAAACGUAUGUCGAGUAUCAAUAGCUUGAGAAAUAAAUUCAAGCAUGAGGAAAGGUAUGAUAAAAUUGUCAUGGUAUAUUUUGAGUACACUGAUGAGCAAUUCAUCAUACCAGACAUCUGUCCUGGCUUCAAGUACAAGCUCAUGAAGCAUUUCUCUGACUUCCUACUCCAUGUUCACAAGAUUCAUCGUGCUGACAAAGAUCUUGUCCAGUAUGACUUGCCCUUGGAUGGCAACCUUCAGCAUCGUCCCAUUGGUCAUCAACUGGCUGAAGCUAUAGCCCAAGCGAUACAGUAUGAGCAAAACAAAUCAAAGAGGGCCAAGCUUACUGGAUUGGAUCUGUUGUCCUGGGACAGACAGAAUAGCAACGACAGCAGGUUCGAUUCUGGGCUUCAGUCUGAUAUUGGUUCCGCUGAGGCCUUGUCUAUCAAUGGAAAUGAGUUAUGGCCCUUUAGACCAAGCUUGCUGGCAAUGAUUCAAGGCCAGUCUGACACAAUCACCAUCACUCCCUCUGAUGUUGGUAUACUUUAUGACAACAACUGUAGUCUAGGAAAGCCCUCAGUUGCCAAAAAUCGUCCUCACCUGAAUAUGCCAAUGAAUCCUGACCAAAGCCCACCACCUAUGUACGACAGGCUAGAGUCACACGACUCAGGGCAGGCUGGGUACGAAUUCAUAGCUCCAGAUGAUUUUGACGAAUCAGAUGUACUUAGCAAAACACUAUCCAAUCAAAUGCUACACUUUGUUGAUCGUUACGAGCAGACCAGCAUGCAUGGCUCGGUUCCCUCUGGACGUAAGGUGUAUUCUUCAGGUCAGCAGAAUGAUCUGUCGAAAUCCACUCAUCCUGGCUAUGACAGAUCAGCUGAUUUGCAGAUUUUACAGACACAGUUUGAGAAUGAUGAUGUCAUAAGUCUUGGGGGUGUCAGCAUCUGAAAAAUGGUGUCAUUGCAUUGGGAUAGACAUAUACAGUUUUUGUUAAUACAAACAGCGGCUUUUUUCUGGACCAGGUGUUUAUUUAAGAAAUAGGCUCAAAAUUAUCAAUUAAAGGUUAUGUUGUUGUUUUUGGGAAAGUAUCAAAAUCUUUUUUUAGACUUCAAUCUUUUGUAACAAACUAGUGUAUUUUAAGUGACAUCAUUUUGUUUUGUUAACACACUGGUAUAUAAUUCCAGUUUUGAUGUAUCUGCUUUGAAAAACGUUUUUGGUUUCAUGCAUGAACAUUUAUGAUUUUUUGUGCAGCAGGAUCUCAAUUCCAUCCUUUACAUUUUUGUUCCGUUUUAAUUUAUCAUGAAAAACAUGAAUGUUCGCAUGAUUAAUAUAAAAAUUAUAGUUGGUUUUUAACGACAUCAUUCGUUGUUAAUAAGAAUAUUUUAUUCCUUUUGUCAUUUGUUCACCUUGAUUUUUAUUCACAAUAAAAUACGUUUGGAACGUUCUCUGAAUUGUUAUACAUGUAAAUAAAAAUUUGGUAACCAUAAAUUGACUAACCACUAACAUCAGCAUUAGUGUCAUGACAUAGCAAGUUUGUUGUGACAAGUGUCUCUUUAAAAAACACAAUUUUCUAUUGGCUGAUACAGUUUGUUUCCCCCAAUCCUUAAACGAAAUUGUAUCAGAAUGAUUUAUGAGUAUUACAUUUUUAGCUACUUUAUUGAGAUAACUGUUUUUUGGUUGGAAUGUACUGUCAAGUCUGCUUGCGACAAAUACAUUUAUUAUUUUUUUGUUUGAAAAAUCAGAAUGUGUAUGACUUUUGUGGAAUUCAGGUUUUUGGGGCAAUAGCUCAUACUUACAAAAGCUGUUUAUCAGUGUUGGUGCAUGCGACAGUAUGUUUGUAAAAAAUAUAGAUUUUAUGUUAUAAUCAGGUUACAGAAUAUUUACAAUUUAAACUUUAUAUGCAAAUAUUGCUUUGUAUUUAAUCAGUUUUCAUUAUUGUCUUUUUGUGUGUUAUGUUUUGUAUAUGAAUAACUUGUUUUGUGUUUAGUUGUAUAAUUAAUUUAAUCAGAAUAUUUUGAAUUUAGUAUUUGCCCUAGAAAUCCACAUAGAAAAGUAUUGAACUAUAUUGCCUUAUUUUGAUUAAAUGUUAUCAUGUCCCAUUUUUCGUCAAAUCAUGACACUUGCCUCGCUCAGAACAUUUGUUACCAUGAUGUCUUAGCCAAGUUCAAAAAUGGUUCAAGCCCUAUACAAAAACAGCAUAUUUGAGGCAGGUCAGUUUUCUUUAUGUGGCUGCAGUGAUAUUGUUGUAAACCCUCUUGAAGUCUCAUAUUGGGCCCAAUCAUCAUGAAACUAUCUCAAUACAUGUAUAUUGAUUCUAAUGAUAAUUCCGACAAUUUUAACGAGAGCGCCGAUGGCGCUGAAAGCAUAGUUGCAAGAUACAGGGAAGAUGCUGCUGAAGUAAAUGUUAAGGUCAAAAUAUACUAAAUAGUUUCCUUAUAUGUUUCGAUAUAAAAGCGACAACUUCGAGCGAAAAAAAAUACAACAUUUUGCACAUAGAGACCCCCAUAACCAUACCUUUUCUUGACGGGCAUUCUUAGCUGAAUCGAUUUAAGCAAUAAAAAAGAUAUGUCAUGUUCAAACCAAAAAAGAAUUCGACUCAAAUAAAAAAAUAUUCUAGUGGAUUGUAACCUUUUGCAGUGCCAUUUUUUACUUUAAUCUCCAACUUUAUCCUAUUUCAGGGAUUUAGUAGUGAACACCUAUGCUUACCCUCUCAGUAUCUCCAAACGAUAAAACCAGAACAACAGUCUAAAGUGUAUAGCAUGCCUUCGAGGAAAAUAUGAUGAUAUGUUUAGAGAGUACAGCCUUCAUGACUCGAUUAUUGAGUAUAUUGUAACCUUAACGAUUGCUGACAUCACGAGUCGCCCCCCUUGUUACCAAUAUGUUCUAUUUAUAGAAACGGGAAUUCCAAAUAGUGACGAAUGUGAAUGGUUACAAAAUGACAUAACUAUGAAAAUAAAUACGUAGAAUUACAUUAUUUCACGCAUACCAUUAUGCAACCAUCCGUUUUCUUUUCCGACUUGAUACAUUUACAGAUUUCCAUUUAAUAUUUUACAGACACAACACUCGUCCAGAAUUCGCGCGAAUCCAUUAAAUCCGAUGCCACAUUUAAACCGUUAGCUCUACUCGUAACGUUAAUUUCUGGCUAAAAGUAAAUCAUUUUAACUUCAAUUAACACAUCUCUAUUACUUUCAAACUCUACUUCAUCAAAUCCAUAGAAAGGCAGGUCAGAAUCCAUGUCAUAAAUCAGAAAACAUUUGACCUCUCACAGAACAGUAAACAAAGGAAAUAGAAAUUAGGUGUGAGGUCACUAUCAACAAGAACAGAAUUGUUUUACGAACGAAAUUUGUUUUAGUUUCUUAGAAGUUUUUUUCACGUAAAAAGGUCUUAGAAAAAUUCACUAAAAACGGUGUCAGCAAUAUUCUUGGAAGAAAACGUUAGAAAGACGUUUCAAAAAAAAAAUUGUAAGAAUUACCAUAAACUAAAUUAAAAAGAUAUUUCGUCUGAUUUUUGAUCAGGUAAGGCUUCAUAAUGGACAACCGUUUGAUGUGUGU
Molecule: messenger RNA, 5193 nt
Organism: Dreissena polymorpha
Lineage: Eukaryota; Metazoa; Mollusca; Bivalvia; Myida; Dreissenidae
Product: interleukin-17 receptor D-like
Exons: 11
Coding region: 104-2590 (828 amino acids)
Molecular function (GO): interleukin-17 receptor activity
Source: RefSeq, a predicted model, not a curated record